Molecule: messenger RNA, 606 nt
Organism: Psylliodes chrysocephalus
Lineage: Eukaryota; Metazoa; Arthropoda; Insecta; Coleoptera; Chrysomelidae
Source: the annotation of a GenBank genome assembly
AUGACGGCGGCGAGUCGGCGGUGGCGAGUUGUCCCCGCGGCGAGAUGGCGACGGCGAGAUGACGGUGGCGAGUCGACGGCGGCGAGUUGUCCGACCCCGUGUUGCGGUCGAGCUAGACAAUUUAAAAUUAUAUUCAGCGUAGGUGUUUCUGUCUAUUCCAGAUCCAUUCUUGUAGAUGGAGUUAGCGAAACGUUCCUCUACGAAUCAGUUCGUGAAAAACUAAGCGAUCCAGAACGAGAAGUGCGGCAACACGCUCUACGAGUUCUUAUGGAUCUGAUCCCGGUGACACAACCUUCCAAAAUUGAUAUUCAAAUGCAUAGUCUUCUUCCAGAAAUACUCAAAAUUUUGGGACAUUCUUCGCCCUCUUUGAGGAAAGGCGCUUUGGACUCUUUGAAGAAAUAUCUGAAGUUUAGUAACAACAAUAACAAAUUAAUGAAGGACUUGCUUGCGUUCUCGGAACAAUUUACAAUUGUCGCUCCAUUUUUAGUUGGAGUGGAGACCGAUGAUAAAACCGUAAAAUUAGUUGUGGAUCAAUUGUGGAAAGAUUUAGACAAUCCUAACGUGAGCCAAGAAGAUACUGCUAAAGCAUUAGCAAGAUUAAGGUAA